Ilex paraguariensis (yerba mate) is the source of this 318-nucleotide messenger RNA. Lineage: Eukaryota; Viridiplantae; Streptophyta; Magnoliopsida; Aquifoliales; Aquifoliaceae. The record is from the annotation of a GenBank genome assembly.
AUGAGCAAGGAAACAAAAUACUAUUCCAAGGAUUUUGACUGGGACCAACUCAGGCAAGAGAUCGAGAAUGACCCAUCUCUAGAAUAUCAUUUCCUUGCUUUUGACAAUCAGAAUGGUAUCCCUUGUUCAUCACCAUUCUGGCAAGAAGAUUCAGAAGCAUGGAGCCAGUUUCACACUCGUCACUGCACUGGCAAAUUCUUCAAGGAGAGACGGUAUUUGUUGAAAGAAUUUCCAGAACUAGCUUCUUCUAAUGAAUAUCGUAAGGUUUUGGAGGUGGGAUGUGGUAAUGGCAGUACUGCUCUACCUAUAUUACGGUAA